Molecule: messenger RNA, 1746 nt
Organism: Pyrgilauda ruficollis (rufous-necked snowfinch)
Lineage: Eukaryota; Metazoa; Chordata; Aves; Passeriformes; Passeridae
Gene: PSMC1
Product: proteasome 26S subunit, ATPase 1
Exons: 11
Coding region: 473-1576 (367 amino acids)
Biological process (GO): proteasome-mediated ubiquitin-dependent protein catabolic process
Cellular component (GO): proteasome regulatory particle, base subcomplex
Molecular function (GO): ATP hydrolysis activity; proteasome-activating activity; ATP binding
Source: RefSeq, a predicted model, not a curated record
CCGGCCCGCGGCGGCACCAGCGCGGCCUCGGCGGGGCACAGCCGGCUCUGCCUGCGCCGCCCAGCCGGGGCCCCGCGCCCCUUCGGGCUCCGGCGCCCCGCGUUUUGCGGAGUCACCGCCGGCGCCUGCAGGCCGCGGCCCGGCGAGGCGGGGAGCGGGCGGUGGGGCCGGGCGGGACUCUUCUUUUCGGCUCUGGGCAAUAAGCUGGCUAAGUUAGCGCUUUUUUAGACAGGAGAAAUGCAAUUACGGGAUUUCUGGUCAAAGUCAGAGUGGUGGACAUGGUCCUGGUGGUAGCAAGAAGGAUGACAAGGACAAGAAGAAGAAAUAUGAACCUCCAGUUCCAACCAGAGUGGGGAAAAAGAAAAAGAAGACCAAGGGACCAGAUGCUGCCAGCAAACUCCCCCUGGUGACUCCUCACACACAGUGCAGACUCAAGUUGUUGAAAUUGGAGAGAAUUAAAGAUUACCUCUUAAUGGAGGAAGAGUUUAUCAGAAAUCAAGAACAGAUGAAACCUUUGGAAGAGAAACAAGAGGAGGAAAGGUCCAAGGUGGAUGAUCUGAGGGGAACACCGAUGUCUGUGGGUACCUUGGAGGAGAUCAUUGAUGACAACCACGCCAUUGUGUCCACAUCAGUGGGAUCUGAGCACUAUGUCAGUAUUCUGUCUUUUGUGGACAAGGACCUGCUGGAGCCAGGCUGCUCUGUUUUGCUAAAUCAUAAGGUUCAUGCUGUGAUAGGAGUCCUGAUGGAUGACACAGACCCUUUAGUGACUGUGAUGAAAGUAGAGAAAGCUCCUCAAGAAACCUACGCUGACAUUGGUGGCCUUGACAACCAGAUUCAAGAAAUCAAGGAGUCUGUGGAGCUUCCUCUCACCCAUCCUGAAUAUUAUGAAGAGAUGGGUAUAAAGCCACCCAAAGGAGUCAUUCUGUAUGGCCCACCUGGCACAGGCAAAACUUUACUGGCCAAAGCGGUGGCAAACCAAACAUCAGCAACGUUCCUGAGAGUGGUUGGUUCGGAGCUGAUCCAGAAGUACCUGGGGGAUGGCCCGAAGCUGGUGCGCGAGCUGUUCCGCGUGGCUGAGGAGCACGCCCCGUCCAUCGUCUUCAUCGACGAGAUCGAUGCCAUCGGUACAAAGAGGUAUGACUCAAAUUCGGGGGGUGAGAGAGAGAUCCAGCGCACAAUGUUGGAGCUGCUGAACCAGCUGGAUGGGUUUGACUCUCGGGGGGAUGUUAAAGUUAUCAUGGCUACCAACAGAAUAGAAACACUGGACCCAGCUUUAAUUAGACCAGGACGUAUUGAUAGGAAAAUAGAGUUCCCUCUGCCGGAUGAAAAGACGAAGAAACGAAUCUUUCAGAUUCACACAAGCAGGAUGACGUUGGCAGAUGAUGUGACUUUGGAUGAGUUGAUUAUGGCAAAAGAUGAUCUCAGUGGUGCAGAUAUUAAGGCAAUUUGUACAGAAGCUGGAUUGAUGGCUUUGAGGGAACGGAGAAUGAAAGUAACGAAUGAAGAUUUCAAAAAGUCUAAAGAGAAUGUUCUCUAUAAAAAGCAAGAGGGAACCCCUGAGGGAUUGUAUCUUUAAGUCAUCUGUCUCUUCAGGAACUAUACAGAACUUUGUGUUCCGUAUGGUGAGAGUCUUGUGUAAAACCACACAGCUACUUUGCAUUCAUGAACAGGUUAAAAGCUGGUGAGUUGUGGGUUUUCAGUCAGUGUAAUUCUUCACUUCCCAAUAAAAUGUUUAUUUGAAUUGAA